Messenger RNA from Diaporthe amygdali, 783 nucleotides. RefSeq lists its product as uncharacterized. The transcript has a single exon. Lineage: Eukaryota; Fungi; Ascomycota; Sordariomycetes; Diaporthales; Diaporthaceae. The record is from RefSeq and is a predicted model, not a curated record. Bases 1 to 783 code for a protein of 260 amino acids.
AUGCCAAUUUUUGUUCAGUACCGGUAUCAACCCCUAUCCGGGGAGGAUGCGAUUCGGCUCAUCGUUUUGAACCCAUCGCAAGACAAGGAAGCUCCACUGAGUUGCUCCAUCAUUCAGCAUCGGCGCUCGACAACACAAACUGUCACAUACUCUGCUGUGUCAUACGCAUGGGGUCUCCCAGAAUUCACGAAGAAGCUGGAAGUAGAAUGCGACGGUGACGUUUCUUACUUGAGCAUCACCCCUACUGUCGAUACUUUGCUCCGGUAUCUUCGGUCGCCCAACCGAACCCACCGUUUGUGGAUCGACGCUUUAUGCCUCAACCAGGCGGACGAGAUGGAAAGAGCUCAACAAAUCCCCAUGAUGGGACGCAUCUAUGAAGAGGCUGAAAGAGUCCAUAUCUGGUUAGGUCCUGCGAACCGCAUGACAGCGAAGCUUUUCGGGUUUUUCCGAGAAGCUAGUUCGUUCCCAGAAGUCGAGAAGAGGGAAAUGGCGAUACGCGUUGUGUUCUCACUCAGCAAGCACUGUGGCAGCGAUGGCUUCUGUGGACAGCAGUCACUAUUUCAAUUCUCUGAACGCGCGUGGUUCUGUCGCCGUUGGGUCAUUCAGGAGGCUUGUCUUGCUCGUCAGGCCAUUCUUCACUGCGGUCGCCAUGGUCUACCUCUUCCAACUCUUGUCAAGGCUGCGGCUCGGUACCAAACUCUGGAUGUUUCGUCUUACCCGAUAAAAGUGAUGGCGAACUUGAGCAGGCCGACGGCCGGUCUCAACAUGUUGAAGCUUCUGUGA